Messenger RNA from Drosophila grimshawi, 1249 nucleotides. RefSeq lists its product as uncharacterized. The record is from RefSeq and is a predicted model, not a curated record. Bases 66 to 1079 code for a protein of 337 amino acids. Gene Ontology annotation, biological process: poly(A)+ mRNA export from nucleus. Gene Ontology annotation, cellular component: nucleus. NCBI's taxonomy places the organism in Eukaryota, Metazoa, Arthropoda, Insecta, Diptera, Drosophilidae. The transcript has 2 exons.
AGCAUUAACAAUUGAGAGAAAAUUCUUGUUUGUGCCGCACAUUUGUGUAAAAACACCUAUAAAAAAUGCCCGAAAGCGAUGUUACCAAAAUGAAGGUGGCGGAUUUAAAGCGCGAACUCAAGCUACGUGGGUUGCCAUUGAACGGCAAUAAAAAUGAAUUACAGGACCGUCUGCAAACGGCGCUGCUCGAGGGCGAUAUUUCGCUGGAGGAAAGCGCCAUUGCCGAUGCGAUUGACGACGAUGUCUCGCUGACCGACGAGGAUGAGCACAAACUGUUGGGCGACGAUCACGAAGAUUUGCUGCUAAAGAGUCCCGUUGGCACGCCAAUGGCAACCACACCACCAGACCUAACAACAACAUUAACAGCAGGAACAGGAGCGGAUUUGAAACCGGAGACAAAUGCUGCAUCGCAGCCAGCUAAAAAGAUCGUGCUGAAACGAAACAAUUCGCAGCCAUUGGCGACGACGCUGACGACAGCAACGACGACGACAUCCAAAGAAAAUGCCGCACCCGAUGCUGCAGCUGGUGCUGCCACGAAAGACGCCUCGGAGGACGAUGUGCAUGUAAAACAAACGAAGCACAAACCAAUUGUGGUGGGCGGUGUUACAGGCGAGAAAAAAGACGCCACAGCUGCUGGUGCUGACAAAAAGUUGGGCGAGAUGAGCAUCCAAGAGCGACUAGAUCUGCGCGCCAAGAAGUUUGGCAUUGCGCUCGAUGGGAAAGCGCCAGCUUCCGUUGCAACGCCGGCGGCAGCUGCUUCGCCAGCGGUUAACCGCUCGUCGAGCGCUUCGAUCAAAGCCAACAAGGGCAACAAGGAGACGGAUGAGCAACAGAGGGAGGCACUCAAGAGGCGGGCCGAACGCUUUGGUUGUGUGGUGCCCGAAAAGAGUCCCAAGACCCUCGUUGAUGAGCGGUUGCAAAAGCGCAAGGAACGAUUUGGCACAGCGACCGAAGCAUCUCCAGCAACAGCAGCAACCGAUGCCAAGAGCCAGGGCGCCUGGGCCGAGAAGGCGCGAGCACGUCUCGAGCGCUUCAAGCCGGCACCGGCUGCGGCCGCUGCGGAUGCCACUGAAAAAUAGAUUUGGCAGACAAAUCCAACUCAACCUCAGCCAGCACCCACGCACACAAUCAGCCCCCGGACUCUCUUGUAUUUAAGCCAACAAUUAACCACCACAUUUAUAUGCGUCUAGCCGUUAAGCAACAGUUAUUAACUACUACAAUCAACCAAUACUAUAUCGAAGAAUUUGAA